Molecule: messenger RNA, 1321 nt
Organism: Etheostoma cragini (Arkansas darter)
Lineage: Eukaryota; Metazoa; Chordata; Actinopteri; Perciformes; Percidae
Gene: epoa
Product: erythropoietin a
Exons: 5
Coding region: 302-853 (183 amino acids)
Biological process (GO): nucleate erythrocyte development
Cellular component (GO): extracellular region
Molecular function (GO): erythropoietin receptor binding; hormone activity; cytokine activity
Source: RefSeq, a predicted model, not a curated record
GUGCGUAAAAAGGCGCGUCCUCGUCCGUGCGGACUAUCACGUUAUCUCUAUAUCCUUAGGGGAGGUAAAUAAAAGGUUUUGCCAAAGCACAGCAGUGAUGCAAAGUCUGGUAGGUGACUGCUCUCGCAGCAGCACACGUUUGUGACACGGACUUACAUGCCGGUCGGACUAGCUCUGGGAGCCGCGCACUGGGUUGUGUGUUGGACUUAUUGGAUUUGACCGGUGCUUUUAACUUGAGACAAGAGCGUGUGCUUAUAUUUAAACACACCAUGUUUUUAAAAGAUGUGGCACCUGUUUGCGAAUGUUGCAGAAAACGGGACUGCUUGCCUUGCUGUUGAUGGUGUUGGAAUGGACCCGACCAGGCCUACCUUCCCCACUGAGGCCCAUCUGUGACCUGAGGGUCCUGAACCAUUUCAUCAAGGAAGCACGAGACGCAGAAGUCGCUAUGAAGUCCUGUAGAGAAGGAUGCAGCCUGUCAGAGUCAGUUACUGUGCCCCAAACCACAGUUGACUUUGAAAUCUGGGAGAAGAAAAAUGGAUCGGAGCAAGCCCAGGAGGUGCAGUCUGGGUUAUAUCUCUUACAACAGGCCCUCAGCUUGCUACGGGCCUCAGUCACCGCCACAGCACUGCAAAGCCACAUAGAUAACUCCCUCAGAAACCUGCUCAGCAUCCAUGCUGUGCUGCGUAGCCUCAACAUCCAGGAAUACACCCCACCAGCAAGUGCAGCAGAGCUGGAGGGAACAUGGCUGGUGUCCACGGCAACAGAUUUGCUUCAAGUCCAUGUCAACUUUCUGCGAGGCAAAGUGCAUCUCCUUCUAUUGGAUGCACAGGCUUGUCAGCAAGAUGUCAGCUGAUCACCCUACUCUGGAUGAAGCUGAUUUGCGUUUCAGAAGGCAAGAGAAGGGACACUGUUGACCGGCACGUUGACUGCUGGAAGCACUGCGGACAGAGAGAAAGAUGCAGCCAUCCUCACCAACGGGGAUGAAGUGGGAAGGAGAGGACGGUCCCGGCUAAGCUUUGGAUGGACAGGAGAUGAUUGCACCUUGGGAUGUAAAUGUGAAACAUGGGACGAUUGUGAAGCACAUACUGACCACAAUGAGGCCUGUGUGAAGGACUGCUCCAAAAGCUGUUCUUUUGGCACUCUCUUGCACUUGUGUGUGUCUGUACUUGUGUGUGUGAGAGACUGCAAGUUUAAAUCUAUACACAGUGCCGGUCACCUCUUUACAGUGAAUUGUGAAGUAAAACACAGAAAAUAUUGAUUGCACCUGGAAAUUUGGAGGUCUGUGAGUUCGCAGCAGGGCAUCCAUUUCCAAUACCACUGC